This is a messenger RNA of Xiphophorus couchianus (Monterrey platyfish), 2111 nucleotides long. Its product is annotated as G-protein coupled receptor 4-like. The transcript is spliced from 4 exons. Gene Ontology annotation, biological process: positive regulation of Rho protein signal transduction; phospholipase C-activating G protein-coupled receptor signaling pathway. NCBI's taxonomy places the organism in Eukaryota, Metazoa, Chordata, Actinopteri, Cyprinodontiformes, Poeciliidae. Gene Ontology annotation, cellular component: plasma membrane. Gene Ontology annotation, molecular function: G protein-coupled receptor activity. The coding region runs from base 131 to 1045 and encodes 304 amino acids. The record is from RefSeq and is a predicted model, not a curated record.
GUUCAGACACCAUGUGGUUCGUAUAUAUAGAGAAUGUUCAGACUGCAGACCGUUGAGGUGAGAAGGAGAACUGGCUGAAAACAGGAAUCAUUUCAGGACUUUUAAACUUUCAAAGGUUUGAUAUUGAAGAAUGGGAGAUUCCCUCAUCAACACAACCUCAUUGAAAGAAAACCUCAAUCUGACCAAUUUCAACUACAAUGAUGCAUCUAACAGUUUUUAUGAAGAGAACAAAGUAUAUUUUAAAAUCUUAUCCUGGGGAAAUUUGAUCACCAUUUGUGUCGGACUUCCUUUGACUCUGGUGGCCAUGUUUGCUGUUUUAUCAAAGGUGAAAAAGGAUGAUUGCGCUCCAGUUUUCAUUUUCAACCUUCUGAUUUCUGAUCUUAUCCAGCACUGCAGCAGAAUUACUAUGAUAGAACAUUUUCCCACUUUUCUCUCUGGGUUUGCUUUUGAAUUUGGAAUUACAGCCAGUAUUGGAUUCAUGAUGUGUAUCUCCCUGGAAAGGUAUCUGGUCAUUGCCAAGCCGCUGUGGUACAGAUUAAGAAGAAACAUCAAGACAUCAGUGUUGGUCUGUGUAGCAGUCUGGAUAUUUACGUUUCUUAAUAAUCUUAGCAUGUGUCUCCUUUUAGAAUUAGAGAUGAGAUUAAAAAUUCAGGCUGUUAGUAUCCUCCCCCCUCUUCUCUUUUUCAUCUUCUGCCUGGUUGGGACCAUUAAAGCUCUGACUAAAGCUCGCAGUGUCUCUGCUGAUGAUAAACGUCGAAUUGUUUCAAUUCUGGUUGUGGUUUUGCUAACAUAUAUUCUGCUUUUCAGCCCUUACAUGAUGUAUUUUCUGUUGGAAAAACCCUGGGAAAAUUUUGCCAACUAUACUGCUGUUACAAUUGGUAUUUAUCUUAGUUCUCUUGCAGACUCAGCUAUGUGUGUUUUUCUGAGGAAAAGUGCAGUUGACAGACUUUUGACCUCAUUGUGUUGCUGUGUAACGUCUAAGAAUCAGGAGAUCAGCAGCACUGAUAAUGACAACGUGUCAUCUCAACGUACUGCAGCAGUUUAGGUUCAACUGAUGCACAAAUAUUUUCACAUCUUACUUUCUUAAGGAAUUCUUAUGGAUUAUUUGCAAGAGAAAAUACUUUCAGAUGAUAUAUUUUGAAUUUUUCAUGAUCAUUUGAAAACCAAAACCCAACCACUGAAGAAAUGACAACCUGCUUGAUUCUCUGAUUUGUCAAUUUAACCAGGUACAACACUUAGAAAGUGUCAAAGAGUUUCCCAUGAAAAAGUUUCUUUCAGCAGAAAAUGCUGAAAACAGUAAAACUUUAUUUAUUCAGCUGUGGAUUAAACCAAUUUAGCUUUUCUGCUAUGUAAAUGAUUCUGAAGCGCAUACAGUGUUUCUGAUAGUAACAAAGCAAACAUUUAAUUUAGCAGGGAUUUAACUGAAAUGUUUAUUAUAUAUAACAGAAAUAUUCAAUUGGACUAGAGAUUUCUUUACAUAAAAACACCAUAAAGCCUCCAAAUCUCCCAGGAGGUGGAUGGCUUGAAGUUGUAGGAUUUUAAUAAUGCAAACCGUUCCAUUUUGUGUUUUGUAAAUAUUAAUGUUAAUAUGCUAAUAUUUUUCAUCAUCUAAAGUGUUAACAAGGUGAUUUAUUUAUUUAAACUGAAACAUACCAUCUCUUGUGAUGAAGCAAAACUGCUGCUUAGAUUGUGAGAAAUCUGCAGAAACAGGAAAUAUCUCAUGUUUGACAUGAAAUAAAAAAUCAGACACAUUUUAUUACAGCUUGUAUUUCGUGGCUACAGGAACUUUAGGUCAAAACCUUUUUUAAUUAGUUUUAGACUGUUCACUCUCUGAACAUUGUAUAACCAUGUACACAUGAAGAUUAUUUUGGUCUGUCACAUUUUUAUUUGGACUUUAUGAGGCAAAGAAUGAUGAGCUGAAAAAUGUAACUUUCUUGCUAUGAAAAUAUUUGUAAGUUAGAAUGAAUGUUGAUUGUUGGGUAGGAGUUUGUGAUGAUAAGAAAUUUGCUUGACAACAUUGCAUAGGUUUGAUUUUAUCUCAAAUAUUCAUCUUUUUGUCUCUUGAUCUGAAAGAACAACUUUAUAUUCAGAAUAAAAUUUCUUUAACAAUA